GUGGUUUCGGCUGCAAUAGAGAGAGUUGUUAUACUUGCAUGGCCGCAGCAGGGGCAGAGGGGUGGCCAAUUAGUAUGCCGUUCCGGCGGAUGUGGCAGUCGGUUGCUCGUCGACAACUCCUCGAAUGCAAACAGUAGAAUCGUCACGAAAUCGCACAAAUAUUGUAGAAUCCAUGCGCGUCGAGGGCGUCGUCGGCAUCUUUGUCGGCGGCGGCGGCGGCGGCGAUGGCAGCGGAGGUGCAGUACACGAAUCGGACGCAUUGUGAGCGCGCGCGUGCUCGCACACCACUCGCCACCCCCGCGUCGCGAAUCCAGCGACUCCCGAUUCAGUCCAGAGUCUCCCGGCUUGCUCGACGGAGGCGGCGCGCAUCCACCACGCGACAAUCGUUAUAUCACGUAAAACCGAUCGCGAGACAAUUGAUCCUCUUGUCGUAACCUACUCAUCCUUAUUGUCGGUGAGAUAAACUCUGAUGUAAAUAAGUGCUGUGUGCAGUGGCGACGACAACUUCAAACGAUUCACAGCUUCAUUUCAUCUGAUAAUUGACGAGCAAACAUGUGGAGAUGACGCCGCAAUGACAUGAUGAAGAGCCUCGUUGGUAUCAUGUGGAUUGUCCUAGUGCUCAUAUCAGGAUGCUCGGGUAAUCCGGAUGCCAAACGCCUCUACGAUGACCUGCUCUCGAAUUACAACAAGCUGGUGCGGCCUGUGGUCAAUGUAUCCGAUGCGCUCACCGUUAAGAUUAAGCUCAAGCUCUCCCAGCUCAUCGAUGUCAAUCUCAAAAAUCAAAUCAUGACAACGAAUUUAUGGGUAGAACAGAGUUGGUACGACUACAAGCUCAAGUGGGACCCAAAGGAAUAUGGCGGCGUCGAGAUGCUUCAUGUCCCGUCGGAUCACAUUUGGCGUCCCGACAUCGUUCUCUAUAACAACGCCGACGGCAACUUUGAGGUGACGCUGGCGACAAAAGCGACGCUCAACUACACCGGCCGCGUGGAGUGGAAACCACCCGCCAUCUACAAGUCCUCCUGCGAGAUCGACGUCGAGUACUUCCCCUUCGACGAACAAACCUGCGUGAUGAAAUUCGGUUCUUGGACUUAUGACGGUUUUCAGGUCGAUCUGCGUCAUGUGGACGAAGUGGAAGGCUCGAAAGUCGUCGACAUCGGCGUCGACUUGACGGAGUUCUACACGUCUGUUGAAUGGGACAUUCUAGAAGUGCCAGCCGUUCGAAAUGAAAAGUUUUACACGUGCUGUGAAGAACCCUAUUUGGACAUCACAUUCAACAUCACCAUGCGUCGCAAGACGCUAUUCUACACAGUGAACCUGAUCAUACCCUGCAUGGGCAUCUCGUUUCUCACCGUACUUGUGUUCUAUUUACCGUCGGACAGUGGCGAAAAGGUAAGCUUAUCAAUCUCCAUCCUGCUGUCCCUCACCGUGUUCUUCCUGCUGCUGGCUGAGAUUAUCCCGCCGACGUCGUUAGUGGUGCCGCUGCUGGGUAAAUUCGUCCUGUUCACGAUGAUACUCGAUACUUUUAGUAUAUGCGUCACUGUGGUGGUGCUCAACGUCCACUUCCGCUCGCCGCAGACGCACGUGAUGGCGCCGUGGGUACGGCGUGUCUUCAUUCACAUCCUGCCCAGGUUGCUCGUCAUGCGGAGGCCGCACUAUCAACUGGAUAGACGAAGCAUGUUGGGAUCGUGUCAAAGAGUCACGGUUCGGACGUGCAACGGUCUUGAUUCGCGUGAUCCGGAUCUGUAUAACGAGGCCGAGGAGCUGCCCGAUGACCCGUGCGGGCUCUUCCCCAGCGCAAAUUCGCGCGACGAGCUCACACCCAGCCCGACUUUCAGAGAGCUGGAGCCAGGAGCGUUAAACGCCUGCCGCAUUCACGGCACCACCCCACCACCCUGUUUAAGUGCGGUGCUGGGGCACGACCUCGGUACCGAGUUGGGCGCUGGGUGCCUGGAGGACACGCUGUGCGCCGAAACCACGCAUUCCUGGCAUCAUUGCCCCGAGGUGCACAAGGCCAUCGAUGGGGUGCGCUUCAUCGCUGAUCAUACGCGACGCGAAGAAGACUCCACAAGGGUUAAAGAAGAUUGGAAAUAUGUUGCGAUGGUGUUGGAUCGUCUAUUUCUGUGGAUAUUCACACUAGCGGUGCUUGUAGGCACUGCAGGCAUUAUUUUGCAAGCGCCUACAUUGUAUGACGAUCGCAUACCCAUCGACGUGCGUCUUUCAGAGAUCGCCUCCACCACGGCCAAACCGCACAUCGCCACUUCAUUAUAAAUAAAUUAGAAUUAAUUACAAUGUUUAACAGUUUACAUCGAAACUAAUAAUGGUUUAUACAUUACAUACAGAAUGCGGCAGCAAAUUUCAGAUUUUCAACUUGUAUUUAAAAUAAAAUUAUAAUUGUAUAUGAUUUUAUUUUGAAUAUUCGUUUGAUGCCAUUGAAUGUUUAUUUUGAGCAAGUUUAAUAUUACAAAAUUAUGUGUUCAUAAUGCACAAUAAUUAAAGCACAACGCUCAUAAUAUAAUUCUACCAACUAAAAAAAGGUUUAAACCUCAGAAAACCUCUAUUCUUUGAUCAACCCUGUAUAAACCAACAGAUUGUUGCGCACACUUUUCAAUUUAUACAUUUCACACAAAUAAUAAAUAAAUAAACACGUAAAGCCAACAAAAUAAUUAAUGAUAAGCGUAGGAAUUGAUAACGUGUAAACCAACAGUUACUAAUUAACGAGAAGAGUAUAUUACGAUAACGAAGAUGCUAAAAACGUAAAAGGAAGCAAACAAUAUUAAGUCACACAUACAAACUAAGUUAAAUAUACUUAUAAAUUUUAAAUGACACAAACGAUAAAUAUUUGUACGAUAUAAAACUAUCUUUUCUAUAAAAAAUGAAAUGAAUUAAACGAAACGAAAUUAAACAUAAACAAAUCAGAGAGAUUAUAUUAGACACACACUGUUAAUAUAUCUUAUAUCUAAUCAAAACAAGAACAAAAAUACAUAGUUUAUUAUUCAUGCGUGUAUUACAAGGAGUAUAAAUCGCAAAGGUUAAUAUAUUCUAUCAAUUUGUUAAAAUUUCAAUAUAAAUUAAUUAUAAUAUACUUUAAGAGUUAAAAAUAUUUUAAACUAGCUGUUGCCCGCGACUACGUUCCGGCAGUGUUUAAUAAAAAUGUAAUUCAUUUUUACUCUCUUGUUCUAGACAUACUCGUAGUAAGAGUCAAUUCUAUCAAUAAGCUUAGCAAUUUUAAUUUAAAGAAAUUAAUUAUAUAAAGUUUUGUCAAUGAUGCACUUCAGCGCGCCAUCUCGAAUUCAACUAUUUAACUAUAACUAUGAUUGAAUCUCAAUGUCAAAUUUUAUUCUAUAGAAAAGAGCUGUUUUGAGGAUUUUCCCGGCAAUUAUUCGAAUUUUUCUCACCUUUUAAACCUUCUCUAGACCUCCACGAAUAAUUCAAGGCCAAGAUUAGAUAAAUCCGUUCAGCCGUUCUCGAGUUUUAGCGAGACUAAGGAACAGCAAUUCAUUUUUAUAUAUAUAGAUUGAAAAUUUUUACCAAUUUUCAUCCCUUAUUUAACACCUUUUAAGUUAUAAUUUUUGAUAUUUUAAUAGUUAUUCUGCUAUUCGAGAUGGAGAAGAAUCUAACAAAUCAUAAAACAUCAAAAUCUGUCCAGCCGUUCUUGAGUUAUAAAUGUUGUAACUAACCCAAGUUGCUUUUAUAUAAGAAAUUUAUUGGUAUAUAGAACUUACAUGCGCCUAAGUGAUUUAUAACUUGUAAUACACGAAUAGGAUACUAUGUUUUAUUCACAACUUGGCAUGGAAACCAAAAUUUGUUAAUUUGUUGUCCAUAACAAUAUAAAUAUGUUGGCUAAUUGAUCAGUUGUAAGUAAAACAUACUAUCUCCAUGAAUUAAAAUAUAAAAAUAUUUAACGAACGUUUCAAAACUGUUUAUGACUCGAUUACUCGAGUCGACAUAUAUAUACAUGUAUACAUGUAUUAUCAAAACACAUAUAAUUUACUUAUAAAGGUCCUCCUCGGCGAAUAUUUGACGAGACCUUAAUGGCGACGACAUUUCUAAAUUUAUGUUAGUUAGUUAUACGAAUACAAUUAGACGACGAAUGAAGUUUAACGAGAAUACUAUAAGAAUUUUAAACACACAAUUAAUACAAAUAAUUAUUGAACUGAAUAUACCUACCAAAGAAAAGUUUUGGAAUUUAGUGUUUGGUUUUAAAAUUGUUGAGUGUUGAUGUCACGUGUUUGUGACACCAUUUUGUAGUGGUUACUUUAAUCUAAACUUGGUUAGAAAUGUUUUAAAGAAUAGAAACUAAUCAUUACAUAUAUUUUGUUUAUGUCCAUUCUGUGACUACGAAUGAAUGUGAAAAAAUUAACUGUUGCUCACGUUUAGGUGUAACAAGAAAAUUAUUACAGUUAGGGUAAAUAAAAGUAACGUAAACGCAUAAAGUACUCCUGGACUUGGAAAACAAAAAAACAAGCGAUAUUAUUGUCUUUGUUUGUUGUUUGUACAUGUUUCUCAAGUCAGAUUGCACUCCCUGCGCGUAUUUAAAUGAUAAAUAAAAGAAAAUUAAAUGUAAAUAAUAUAUAAGAUAUUAUAUACCUAAAAUAUUUAUAUAAAAAGCCAUAAUUAUAUUCAUAAUAUAUUAUAUAACGAAGAAACACGUUUGAAAUGUUUAUAAUUUUAAUAUUAGAACGAAAAGACGUUGAGCACGCAUUAUAAAUGAAAAUAAAACUAACAACAAUUAACAUGACGAAGACCAAGUAAUAAUUAAUUUUAAUAAUGUACUUAUUGUAUUCUCAAAGAAAACAAAUUCGACUAGCGUCUAGAUCGAUAGACACGAGUCGUGUGUUAUAUGUACAUGACAUCUCUAAAUGUUUAAAUUCAAAACCAACUUACCGAAUCAUUAGAUUUGUGAUAUAGCGCUGGUGUGUAAUAAUUAUGAUUAUUAUUGCUAACGUUGAUUGUUCCAGAUAAUUGAUUGUCGUUUUACUCUGUAUAUGACAUGCAUAUCGAUAGAUGUGUUUGGUUGAUUAAAGAUGAAGUUAAUUUUGAAGAAAUAUGUACAUUUAGUUGAUUAUAAUAUUGUGUAAAACGUUUGAAUAAAUGAAUUUAUUUACAAGAUAA
Molecule: messenger RNA, 5112 nt
Organism: Dalotia coriaria
Lineage: Eukaryota; Metazoa; Arthropoda; Insecta; Coleoptera; Staphylinidae
Gene: nAChRa3
Product: acetylcholine receptor subunit alpha-like
Exons: 14
Coding region: 577-2268 (563 amino acids)
Biological process (GO): nervous system process; signal transduction; monoatomic ion transmembrane transport
Cellular component (GO): plasma membrane; postsynaptic membrane; neuron projection
Molecular function (GO): transmembrane signaling receptor activity; acetylcholine-gated monoatomic cation-selective channel activity
Source: RefSeq, a predicted model, not a curated record